UAAACUAAAAGUAAUUACAACAAUGGUGCUGAAAUCAAGAGUAGUCCCUUUUCCAACUCAGUGGGUAUUCUCUUUUAUAUUACAGCUAGACUGGAAAUACUGAAUAUAAAUCACACGCUGCAACUCUGCCAAUUCUUUCUUUUAAACUUUAGAUGUUGCAUAGGGGUUUUUUUAAAAUCAAGUUAAAGUUAUUUAGCAAUUUGCUUUGUUAUUUUAAUUAGAUUCAGAAGUAGAACGAAAUGCAUUAAUGGAAAGAUCCUUUCCGUGGCUAUACAACUACUGUAAAAAGAGAGGUUAUGAUUUCCGGAUGUUUGAUCUACGGUGGGGAUUAAAAGAUGGUACUACUAAUGAUCAUCAUAUGGCUUCCCUACAUAUGAGGACAUUAAAGAAAUGCCAGCAAUUGGGAUUCCAAACUUUUAUUGUUUUUAUUGGCCAGAAGCAUGAUGAUCUCUCUCUUCCAGAAAUAAUAGGCAAGGAAAUUUUUGAGUUGAUUAAGGCCAUGGUGAAGCAUAGGAAGCUGAAUACCAAGACAUCAAAGCAUAUACCACCUACUGAUUUGAAAGAUGAAAUCAAAGUAGACAAAAAUGAAAGUCAAGGUGAAAUUAGUCAAGAUGUCCAGGAUCCUGAUGCAUCAACAGAAGAGUCUGAAACUGCAAUAAGUAGCCUGAAAGAACAUGAAGUGAUUAAUUCAGAUGUGUUGGACUUGCUUAAUACUUCUCUUCUCACCCAAAAGACUGUAGCUGAAUAUGAGAGAGAACUUCAGCUUUUGAAUCAAUGGUACAGGUUGGAUGAAAACUGCAUCCCUGCAGUUUACGAGCUUCAACCUAUUUGCACAGUGUACAGAGAUAUCUUCAGUAAAGAUCCAAGUCGCAGACAGCAAGCUAAGAACAAAUGGUUGGAGACUUUUCAGAAACUGCAUAAGAUACUUCAGGAAUAUGCUACAAUUGUUUUUGGUCAAGAAGCUGCAGCCAUGCUGCUCAGAACAACUUUGCAGCAGGAAGUGGAUCAAGGAUUCCAAGUCCAAGGAAUGUGUGAAGAUCACUGUCACUGCUUCAAAAGAAACAUAACUGACCUACAGUGCAAUCUGUCAGAUCCUCAGGCGUCUAAAUAUAUUGAUAUCCACCCACUGAGACUAGAAGUGAACAAAACAAUUAAUGAGGAACAUCAAAACUUUGUGAAAAGCAUUCAUUCUAGGCUUCGUCAUACAAAUAUCUACAACAAGAAUGUUAGCUGGGGAAAAGGUGGCAUCGAUCCCAACAGGAACAGGUCCCAUGCCUACUACCUGGAAUGUCUUUGCAGUGACUUUCAGAAAAUUGUUAUUAAUCAUUUCAACAGGUUAGCUUCAUACCUGCUUUGUGAAAAGAUCUGUGGACAGAGAAUGCAUAACUUAUUCAUAAAGCUAGGUUUCAGUCAACUGGUUUUCUAUACUUAA
Candoia aspera is the source of this 1432-nucleotide messenger RNA. RefSeq lists its product as uncharacterized. The record is from RefSeq and is a predicted model, not a curated record. The transcript has 5 exons. NCBI's taxonomy places the organism in Eukaryota, Metazoa, Chordata, Lepidosauria, Squamata, Candoiidae. The coding region runs from base 248 to 1432 and encodes 394 amino acids.